Molecule: messenger RNA, 1888 nt
Organism: Pecten maximus
Lineage: Eukaryota; Metazoa; Mollusca; Bivalvia; Pectinida; Pectinidae
Product: transforming growth factor-beta-induced protein ig-h3-like
Exons: 6
Coding region: 36-965 (309 amino acids)
Biological process (GO): extracellular matrix organization; cell adhesion
Cellular component (GO): extracellular matrix
Molecular function (GO): cell adhesion molecule binding
Source: RefSeq, a predicted model, not a curated record
AGACAAGAAAUGUGUGUACAAUUUGAUUUAGCAUCAUGGCCUCUCUGUCUUUGGUGAUUUUGAUGUUCUGCUCGUUAUCCCCUGCCUAUGGACAAUAUGACGUUUACCUGCCAGAUCUGGCUGCCAAGGUCGGGGCUACGAUCUUCGCUAACUUCAUCAACGUGGCUAGUCUUGGACAGCCCCUCUCUGCACCAGGUCCUAUGACGAUGUUUGCUCCAAAUAACAGCGCUUUCUCCAAAUUAUCGCCCGCCGUAAUGAAGUUACUGAACAAUAACGUUACCGAGCUGGUGAAUGUGAUAUUGUACCACGUGUUGAAUGAGGAACUGCGAAUCGACAAUGAGACACAGAACGAUACGUUGGUUGGUACUCUGGCUGGGCCGUCCAUCAGGAUCAAUGUGUAUAACGUGUACAAACACAGGAAAUUCGUCCGCAAGGUUACGACGGUAUGCGGGAAGGUGGUCGUUAGCGCCGACAACGAGGCUGACAACGGCGUUCUUCAUGUACUCAACGGUGUCUUAUUCCCGCCACCCGGCACAAUAAUGACAGCGAUACGGAAGUGUCCAGAGCUGACCAUACUGACCAAAGGUCUCAUAGAUAUAGGACUUACAGACAUACUGGAAGGCGAUGGUCCCCUCACGAUAUUUGCGCCAACGGAUGCCGCGUUUAAGAAGUUACCAGGGGACAUGUUGGAGAAACUUCUAUCUAAUAGGACGGCAUUAGAAGAAGUGCUGACGUACCACAUUUGUGUUGGGACACAUUUCACCCAAGGCUUCCUGGCCAAGCAAUACUCCAAUCUACUACAGAUGCUAUCGCUAGGCUGGGUCAGCGUCAAUGUCACCGAGACCUAUGCCACAGCAAAUAGUAUCAAAAUAGCCUACCCGGACAUUAACGUCAGUAACGGAGUUGUACACGGUAUGGACACCGUCUUAUUUCCUCACAAGCUGUUGGACGAUGAAGAAAUUUGACUUCACGUGACGCAGUCCUUAUAAAAAAGGGAGUGACGUCACGGAAUACCUUACUAAUGAAUGUAUAUUAUCGGUUUACAAUAAAAAACUGUAUUAAACUAAAUUUUGUGAUUGAAAACAGCCUUAACAGAGGUUGAAAUAUAGAGAGCGGCGAGCCUUUACCCCAUAAUGUUAAAAUAUUUAGCUAGUACAUAAAUAACAUUAUAUAUAUAUAUGUCAGUGUGAUUGACAAUAAUUACUUGAUUAAGUUGUAUCUAAUCCACGCAAUUAUGUAUUUCACUAUGGAUUUCGUCUUAUUACUGUAAGAAAUAUUAUAAUUCUUUUCUUGGUGACUGAAACAUGAUCAGAGAAAGCAACAAAAUAAAUAGAGCAAAACAUGAAAGACGUCUGAAGAAUAAGAAUUUGAACUCGUACAUUUGUAUAUAACGAUUGCCAAUGUUUUUAUUUACAUAAUCAAAUAUUUACAUCUCUCCCUUCUUCAGCUUAGUAAAUUCUGACUGCGAAUAAAUUAGCGUAUACGAAGUGAAAAAAAGGCACAGCGGAUUAAUAAGCUCGGGAAUCGGUAACAUAAUUAUGACGUCGUCUUUUUACGCAACGUCAACUAGAUGGCGCUAUUUUGAAAGGACUGAUCAAUGCAAUUUUAGCCUUGUUUCCUGUUUCCCGAUGAUAUCUGCACAAAAAGCCAACGUCAAGUGAGUAUUUGAUGAAAAACUAAACUGAAUAUUGUUUAAAUGGAUGCAUAUUUGACUUCUCCACGAGAAUGGCUGAAGUGUACAGUUCCAAGAGAACAUUUGACCACGUCACUACUAAAUCUGUGUCAAAACACACUUUGCUUUAUAACCAUAGUUAAUGUUAGACGAAGUUGUGGAUUGUGAAUUAAUUGAUUAAUUAAUUAAAUCAAUCAAUUAAAAACGUAAAAGGUA